GCUAUCUCCGGUGCUUGACGCAGCGGGGGAGUCCAAUGGAAACCUUCGGUGUAACCCGGAGGAGACAAUCGAGUGCGAUUUAACUAAAAAACAGAAGCCGGGUGAAUUCCAUGGGGCUAUAAACGGUAUCUGUUCCCCCCAGUCUGGGUCAGCGCCUCGAGCUGUUGUGUUUCUAAUCUGCUAAUUAGCCGUUAACGUUGCCCCGCUCGGCCUUGUUUAUAUUGUGCAGAGCAGCCUGAAUCGGGGAAGCAGGCCCGGUCCUCAGCGAGUUGAACAGCCGCUUCGGGUCCGGAGUGAGUUCGGUGUGGAUCGGCCCUUCAGCUCACCAAAGAAUAUGACCCAGAUGCAACAAUGACAUCAAGAUUUGGUAAAACAUACAGCCGCAAGGGCGGAGAGGGCACGUCCAAGUUUGAUGAGGUCCUGUCCACCAAGAGAGGCACCCUCAGUACCAAAUGGGGUGACACCACCUACAAGGCCAAGGUGGGCUCCAAGCGCAGCGCCGGCGCGCCCAAGAGUGAUUCCGCCCUGGAGGUCUCCAAGAGGCCCCGUCCCUGUGCAGAUGGCUUUGAGGAUCCGUUUGGAUUCGACAGCGACGAAGAGUCCAAGCCGGUUUCGUCCCGCAGCGGAAACAAGUCGUCUCCGGCCAAGCCGAGCUCCGCCCAGCCUCCACGAGCGCAGAGGCCGGAGGUUUCUCCGGACACGGGAAGCAGGCCCAGCCUCCACCGUGGAUCCCAUGCUUGGACCUCCGCUCAGGGGACGUCACGGCGGGCCAACGACCGGAACGAGCCACCGGGGGUGGAAGACACGGCUCGCUUCUUCAGCAGCAGCAGCAUAGGAAAGAACCAGCAGCCCACCUCGUUGUCGGAGAACCAGCACAGCUACUCGUGGUACCAAAACGCUUCUGAGAGCGAUAAGAAGCCCCUGGCGCAGACCACCACCCUGAAGACCGGGUCCAAGGCCGAGUCCACCUACGACUCCUGGGACGCCAUCAUGGGCCUCUGCCCGCCCUCCCCCAGCCAGGAACCUCGCAACCCGGCCCCGACGCUGUCCUGGGCCACCGCGGGCCUCGCCCCGAGGCCCGCCCGCUGUGAGAAGCCCCCCUCUCCCCCGCGGCCCCAGAGCGCCGGCGAGAGCGAGGACCUGGGGGGCGACCCAGACCUCCUCCUGGAGACCUCCGACUACUCGCAGACCUCGGCUGACUCGCCGCUCGUCAGAAACACGAACUGUCGGACGUACAGGAGGCCCAACAAACAGGGCAAAGCCUCGGACUCCAGCGGCGCCGGGGGCUCCGCUCCGAGCGCGCCCCCCCCCAAGCCCGACGGCAGUAAUAAGACAGGUGGGGGCCGGGGCAGGACGAGGGACUUCACGGUGCUGCAUCCCUCUUCUGUGUCCAUGUGCAACGUCACCAUCCAGGACCGAGUGGAGGAGUUCAGCGCCGAGGCAGCGCCCUCUGCUGGCAGCACCAGCACCGGGCCCGGCAGCACAGCGGACCUGGGGGAGGCGGGGUGGCAGCGGACCAAGGCGGAGCAACGGAACACCAGGUCAAACCCGGCCCAAACCAGGAAGAGGGACAGCAAGCCCGACCGCUUUGGUUUCGAUGACGCAGACGUCCAUCAGGAGGACGGCGUCUCUGAGGGACGCUCCAGCUACAAGAUCCAGUACUUCGGCUUCGACGACAUGAGCGACAGCGACGGCUCCGACGACGACGACGGCGCCAAAGAGAGGAGGCGGGCCGCCAAGAAGGCCGCCGCCGCCAGAGAGAGGAGCCCGGUGGGCACCAUAGAAGAAGAAGAAGAACUGACUGAAGAAAUGCCGGAUCCCUUUGAAAACCUGGAGAGGCUGGAAAGGUUGGAGAGGCUGGAGAGGUUGGAGAUGCUGGAUCGACCGGCAGCCAAGGAGAACAAGAAGAACUCUGAGAGGCCGGCCAGCAGGAUACCAGCAGAGGUGCUCGACUUUUCGGAGGACGGCCUCCGGGUGGUGGCAGGGGCUCCUGGGAGGUCGUCUCAGGGCAAAGCGGCGGAGAAGAACCCGGACAGCUUCCGGAGGAUCUUCAGCGCUCAUAAGAAGUCUCCCACCAAAGCCGUGUACAACGCCCGCCACUGGACGCUGGAGAGCGAGGAGGCGCCGCCCGCAACCUUCCUGGGCCGAUCUCCGGCGGCUCCUGCCCCGGUCUCGGCAGGAGGAUCCAGUAAGGAGCCCUCCGACGCUCAGAAGGACGACGGCCUCUUUAAGGCUCCGCCCCCUCCUCCCAAGGUCACCAAGUUUGUGACCCUGCCCACGGACCUGUACCAGGACGCCGUCACGGCCCUCAAGUGCCGCAAAGAGCACAAAGAGCUCUACACCGUCGUCCAGCACGUGAAGCACUUCAACGACGUGGUGGAGUUUGGGGAGAACCAGGAGUUCACGGAUGACUUUGAGUACCUGGCCACCGGUCUGAAGAGUGGACAGCCUCUCAACACGCGCUGCCUUAGUGUGAUCAGCCUGGCGGCGCGCUGUGCGAUGCCGAGCUUCAGGAUGCACCUCAGGGCGAGAGGGAAGGUGGCUCAGGUCUUCAAAACCCUCAACGACGCCCCGCAGCACUCGAAUCUGGCCCUGUGCACGGCCUCGCUGAUGUACAUCCUCAGCAGGGACCGCUUGAACAUGGACCUGGACCGCUCGUGUCUGGACCUGAUGAUCCGGCUGCUGGAGAUGGACCACGACCAGGAGGGCGGGGCCGCGACGGGGUCGGACCCCACCGCCCAGUUCAGCGCCAGAGAGAUCGCCAAGAUGAAGGAGAAGAUCAGGAAGCUGUGCGACACGGUGCACAACAAGCACCUGGACCUCCAGAACAUCACGACGGGUCAUCUAGCCAUGGAGACGUUACUGUCCCUGACCUCCAAGAGAGCGGGGGACUGGUUCAAAGAGGAGCUCCGGCUGCUGGGGGGUCUGGACCACAUCGUGGAUAAAGUGAAGGAGUGCGUCAACAACUUGAACCAGGAGGACGAGAAGGAGAAGCUGGUGUCCUCCCUUUGGGGAGCCGAGAGGUGUUUGCGGGUGUUGGAGAGUGUGACGGUUCACAACCCAGAGAACCAGGGCUACUUGAUCGCCUACAAAGACUCGUCCCUCAUCAUCUCCUCUGCAAAGGUGCUGAGGAGGUGUGAGGAGAUGAUCCAGAGGUACAGCAGGGAGCGGAACGCAGACGGCGCCGUGGGCAAAGCGGUGGAGGACUGCAUGAGGGCCAUCAUCGGAGUUCUGCUCAACCUGACGCACGACAACGAGUGGGGCAGCACCAAGACGGGCGAGCAGGAGCACUUCAUCAUGACGGCUCUCAACUGUGUCCUCAAAGUCCCUCAGUACCUUCCACAGGAGCAGAGGUUUGACAUCCGGGUGCUGGGUCUGGGCCUGCUGAUCAACCUGGUGGAGUACAGUGCCAGGAACAAGCACUGCCUGAUGGAGAUGGAGAUGGAUGGAGGUCAGGGUCCCUGCGACUCCACCGUCCUGCUGGACCCGCAGCACCAGGACGUAGCCAGCACCGGCCCGCUGAGCGCCAUCGCCGCUCUGGUGCAGCUGUUCCUCCAGCGGGAGCGCGCCGCCAUCCAGGCUGAGGCGCAGACUGAUGACCUCAUCAAGGAGGCGCCGAAGCCGGCGCCCGAUAAGAGCGGCCAGUGGCAGGAGUCGGGAGGCGAGAUCCAGUGGGUCGCCAACGACAACAACAACAGCCCCGCGGACAAGGAGGAGGAGAAGAAGAAGAAGGAGAAGGAGGAGGAGGACGAGGAGCUGGACCUCAACAAAGCUCUGCAGCAUGCAGGGAAGCACAUGGAGGACAGCAUCGUGGCCUCCUACACGGCCCUGCUGCUGGGCUGCCUGUGUCAGGGGAGCACGCUGAAUGUGACUACUGUGAGAGACAACCUGCCAAAAGGAGAUUUCUCCAUCAUGACAGAAAUGCUGAAGAAGUUCCUCAACUUCAUGAACCUCACUUGUGACGUCGGCACCACAGGACAGAAGUCCAUUUCUCGGAUCAUCGACUAUCUGGAGCACUGCUAGAGACACGCUGCCUCACACACACACACACACACACUCUUGUGAUGGGACGUCGUCUUCAUCCUCCGGUAAACGGAGCUCGAUGAGUCAACUUUUCAAAGAACUUAAUUCUGACCUAAAGGUUCUGAGCAGAUCUUUAUUUGACUUUUUAAGUUAAGAUCCAAGUCA
Messenger RNA from Pungitius pungitius (ninespine stickleback), 4188 nucleotides. RefSeq names its product WAPL cohesin release factor b (gene waplb). The transcript is spliced from 20 exons. The record is from RefSeq and is a predicted model, not a curated record. Bases 352 to 4023 code for a protein of 1223 amino acids. Lineage: Eukaryota; Metazoa; Chordata; Actinopteri; Perciformes; Gasterosteidae.